This is a messenger RNA of Pyrus x bretschneideri (Chinese white pear), 804 nucleotides long. RefSeq lists its product as uncharacterized. NCBI's taxonomy places the organism in Eukaryota, Viridiplantae, Streptophyta, Magnoliopsida, Rosales, Rosaceae. Bases 153 to 614 code for a protein of 153 amino acids. The transcript is spliced from 2 exons. The record is from RefSeq and is a predicted model, not a curated record.
CAACAUGUAUUGAGAACCGAACCAGUUGUAUUUGAAAAACAAGUACCAGUCUGCCAGUGUUGGUAAAGACAGACCAAGUUUGAAACCAAGUCAAGCUCCAUAUAUAAACUCAGAUCCCAAACAGAAGAUAGACAGAAACCCCACCACCAAAAAUGAAGCAAAUCUUAGUUCAACUGAGUCAACUCUUUCUUCUUCUUCUGCUACUUGUUGCCUGCUCUGUACCCGCAACAACAGCCAGAAACCAACGGCCAGGAUUUCUCUUCACAAGAACAACAGGAAGAUGCACUCCUCAGUACUGGGGGAGCAGGAUGGAGGCGUGGCCGAAGAUGGUCCCACAGACAUCGACGGUGUCCAAGGUGUUUGGAUCAAGAGCGUACGAACGGUACAGAUCCGAUCUGACGUUGCUUGAAGCGACGGCGAUGAAUGACGAGGAGAACGUGUACCCUAGGCUGCUGAAGCAGGCGAGUGCUGCACUGCUGAACUCUUAUGCAAGAAAAGGGUAUCCUUACACAGCUUGGGAGGUCAAGACUUUGUUGAUCCAAGCUUUGGUGUCUAAGAAGGCAGCUGCCCUUCAAGCCCAGCACUUCUCUAAUGCCAAUGAGGCAUGUCAUUAGCAUUAGCAAGCAACCCUUGUCAUCCUCUUUGUUAUUUGAGCGAUGUUCUAUUUUAGUCUAAAUUAAGGUGAUGAAAAUUUGAAUUCAAGUGUAGAGUUAGAGCAUGCUGCUCUAACCAACUUGGUUAUGUUAUGAUUUUUGUUUGUAUGGACCUUAGGUCCUUAAUACUAGUAGAAUACUUCAUUCUUAA